GAAGACAUUUGGAGCCGUUUUGUUCUAGAGCUACGCUUGAUAGUGUAAAGUCCCGUACUCCUCUCGGGGAACAUUCAUCCCUUGCAAAAAGUUCUAGUUUUUGCAUCAAGCAACAAGAUUUGAAUCCGGCUGACGCUGUUUGACGUGCCUAAUCGAGUGCAAAACGUGAGCGAUUGCUUUUCAACGUGGUAUCGUAGAUUUCUGAGCUCCCUUGUGAAACGAAAUUCAUGCUCCAUCAUGACCACAGCUGCACUUCAUGCUAACAAUCCUCAUGCCAUGAGAGUAGCUACGAAUACAGGCCCUCGGCCACAACUUCGUCGAGCUGUCUACAUUCAUGUUUCGGACCUCACAAACGCCUACAACAUCGAUCACGCUCGCCUUGAGGAAGAACUUAUUAGGGUGCAAACUAACCGAGACAAACCUUCCGAGCCUAGCUCGUCUCGAUUUGGUGUUCCUACAGAGCUGGAUACAAGCGCCUCACAAAAAAGAUUGCAGCCCCCUCGUGGAGGCUACAAUCUAUGCGUUCUGGUGGGAAAGGUCGAAGUUGUAGUAGAUAAAUAUCGGGUCGAUGGAUCCCGGGUUCGACUGGCUGAAGUCGAAGUAGGGGACGAAACUGGAACGGUCUCUCUUCGAGCCAGAGACGAGCAGAUCGAUGGGCUAACGGAAGUUUCCCAGCGGGCUGGCGCCGUGGUAUUGAGAAAUUGCACCCUUGAGCUAUAUCAAGGAAAGCACAUUCGCCUGGCGAUCACAAAAUGGGGAAAACUAAACAGCUUUCCGGAUCAGAUCGCCAGUACUCCGCCUCCACCGAGCAAAAUGAAUCACGAUCGCAAUUUUUCUUUGAUUGACCUCAGCAUGGUUGCGAGCGAAAUGGCAAGUGACCCGUACAGGUCGACAGAAGCAGAUUCGCAUAACUCUUCCAUUCGUCAGCAGUCUUAUCCUCCUGCCCAGCCUAGACGCGGACAAGGCAGAAAAAGUUCUACACUCAAAAUGCAGACUGGUGCGUCGGUCGUCUCUCACCACUAUCCUACCAGUGCGAGCGCAAUCCCAAUGCCUUACAGCCAAGGUAAUUUACACGGCUAUGGAUACACAGAAAGCAUGGAGCCGCAACCAUACACGUACCAUACUCGACCUCAUGAAAGAAUGACCUCGGCUCAACAGCAGCAAUUGAUGAUGCAGCAACACUACGAAAUGCAACAACAUCAGUUACAGCAGAUGUACCAGCAUGCAUCCCAGGGCCGUCAGCAAAUGCUUUCAUCGCAGCCAAUAAUGAUUGCUCCAGGCUUGCAAGCCACCUCGAGUUUCGACACCGUUCCAGAGACUUCGCCGUUCCUUACCUCUGGACAUGGUGCUGCCGCAAGUCCUAAACAGCAAUCGCAAUCCAAUCCUACAUUGCGCUCAGACUCUCCCCAAUCUCAAGGGAAAAUGAACCCACAAGCCGCCACCUAUGAUCCUCCCUAG
Phaeodactylum tricornutum CCAP 1055/1 is the source of this 1458-nucleotide messenger RNA. RefSeq names its product DNA binding protein. Lineage: Eukaryota; Bacillariophyta; Bacillariophyceae; Surirellales; Neidiaceae. The coding region runs from base 238 to 1458 and encodes 406 amino acids. The transcript has 2 exons. The record is from RefSeq and is a predicted model, not a curated record.